UGUUUCAUUUUUGUGACAGAUUAUGUCACAGUUCCCAUAUUGUCAGAAGAAGAAGAGACACUUAACCUUAUAUUUCUAAAUUUUUUCAGUUUUAAAAUUUCAAUGUGAAAAUGGCAAUGUUAACACGGUUGUUCACUGGAAUAAUCAAACAUUCUGUCACGAAUUCCCGAUUUUUGUCAACACAAAAUGUAACUAAUGUUGUUUCAAUUCUACCACAAAUAGCCGUUUCCAACAAUUGGAUUUACAAGGAAAAUGAUAAAGUACAAACGCCUUUGACUAACAUUAAAAUAGAUAUCCCUAAGGGGUUCAAUUACAUCCCUUCAAUAAUUGAACCUCUCCAAAAUCUUCACAUAGAGGCACCAUCAACCAGUGACAGUGACAUUACAAAACAUGCAGAACGGCUUAUAGUUAUUAGGAGAAAGAAAAUGAAGAAGCAUAAGCUGAGGAAACUAAGGAAACGAAUGAAGUUUGAGUGGGCAAAGUUGAGACAAAAGCGGGAAUUGAAAAAGGAAAAAGAAUUUCAAGCAAUUUUAAUGCAAAAGUGUAAAGAAGCAGAAGCAUUCUCUGCUGAAAAAUAUGUGGAAGAAAAGCUUAACAAACUAAAUGAGAUUGUUAUUCCAAGAUAUUGGAAGGGCAGAAGGUUGCCUGAAUUUAUUAUUAGAGAGAAAAUGGGAUUACCACCAAAAUAAUUUGUUAUGUGUUAUAAAUAUAAAUAAAUACAAUUUUAUUAGA
Molecule: messenger RNA, 732 nt
Organism: Aethina tumida (small hive beetle)
Lineage: Eukaryota; Metazoa; Arthropoda; Insecta; Coleoptera; Nitidulidae
Exons: 3
Coding region: 111-689 (192 amino acids)
Biological process (GO): mRNA processing
Cellular component (GO): mitochondrion
Source: RefSeq, a predicted model, not a curated record